Messenger RNA from Amborella trichopoda, 2968 nucleotides. Its product is annotated as putative pentatricopeptide repeat-containing protein At5g52630. NCBI's taxonomy places the organism in Eukaryota, Viridiplantae, Streptophyta, Magnoliopsida, Amborellales, Amborellaceae. Gene Ontology annotation, biological process: RNA modification. Gene Ontology annotation, molecular function: protein binding; RNA binding; zinc ion binding. The record is from RefSeq and is a predicted model, not a curated record.
ACGUGUAGCCGACUUCAAAUAGUUAAGUAUAAAAUUAUGAUGAUGAAAUGAAGGGAAGAUAGAUUUUUAAAUCAUCACCAAACUGCAUUUUCCAGCGGUGGUUUUGAGGUAGUGCUUUCUUUAAUUCUUUUUAACGUGGAGUGAGGCCUUGCUAAUUGCGCCCUUUAGUUCCACGAGUUUGAUUUGGGGGAAAUUCCUUCCAUUAUCCCCUCUCUCUCUCUCAAAUCCCUUCCAUUUCCCCUCUCCCUCUCCUGUGUAAAUCAUCCUCACGACAUCUUAAAAAGAAAAAAAAUCCCGGCAUUCGUAGUUUAACAAAUCACUGCCCAUUUCCUAAUCAUUUCAUGAGAUGCCAUGGCAAAUACCAAAUCUUCACAUCGCAAAACCACGUUCAAAAACCAUCAGGUCCCUUCUUAUUCCGUUGUUUUCAAUCAAAACAAAAGAACCCAUCAACACAAUGCCCACUUACUUACCUGAAGCCAUGAACUAUGUAGAUGAAACAGAGGCACGCAGACUUCAGCGUCGCACAGGGAGCCAUGCAUCUUCUGAAACUGAUGCAACAAUUGGGAAUAGUCGGUUAUAUGAAUCAGGAAGAGCAGAUCAUACCCAACAAAUGUUUGAUAGUAUGAACCAGAGAUAUGAAGCCUCUUGGUCCCUAGAAAUUGCAGGCCAUGCAGAGGCCGGAAACCCCAAUAAAGCCCUUGAGCUUUUCUUCGAGAUGAGAAGAGCAAAUUUACAACCAACCCAUCUCACAUUUUCAAAGGUGUUGAAGGUCUGCACCAGUUUAAGGCACCUAAGCUUGGGCAUGCAGAUCCAUGGCUGCACGAUAAGAAAUGGAUUAAUCCACCAUGUAUUUGUUUCCAACUCCACAAUCAAGUUGUAUUCAGAUAGUGGCUUCUUGGCUGAAAGCGUCAGCCUUUUCAAGGAAGCCUCAAUCAGGGAUCAAGUCACAUGGGCCUUAAUCAUCUCGUCCUGUGCUCGCAUUGGAAGCGUGGAAAAAUCUCUGAGUCUUUUCAAAGAAAUGAAUAAUGGAGGCCUAAAACCAGACGGGUUUGUCCUUGCCUCUGUUAUCAAUGCUUGUUCGAGAAUCAACGGUCUCGAAAAGGGCAAACAAGUCCAUGGGCACAUCAUUAAAACUGGUUUCGCGUCCAGUUUAUCAGUCGGGAAUGCAGUGACAAGCUUCUACAUGAGAGGCAACAUGCUCACCGAUGCUUAUUUAGUGUUUGAUGGCAUGGUGCAUAAAGAUGUCAUCUCAUGGACAACCAUGCUCUCUGGUUUGGUACAAUCUGGUUAUGGUGAUAAGGCCAUGGAUGUUUUUGACCAGAUGCAUCAUCUUGGGCUUUAUAAAGAUGGAUUCAUAUUUGCAGGUGCUCUGGGGGCUUGUAGCCUGUUUGGAUCCCUUGAAAAAGGUGCACAAAUCCAUGGCCUCAUAACCCGAAAUGGGUUCGAAUCAGAGGCGUUUAUAGGAAACUCUCUGAUAGACAUGUACUCAAAGUGUGGGAGCAUAGAGAUGGCACAAAAGGUUUUCAAUGGCAUGCCAUCUCGAAACACAGUUUCAUGGACAGCAAUUAUAAUAGGAUAUGCCCAAAAUGGACACGGGAAUAAAACUCUAGGGCUCUUUGAGGAGAUGCAAGGGUUGGGGAUAAAACCAGACCAUGUAACUUUUAUAGGGGUUCUCUCAGCUUGUAGGCAUUCUGGUCUAUUAGAAGCUGGCGAAAAAUAUUUUCGAGACAUGGAAAGAAUUCAUGGAAUCAAAGCCAGACUUGAGCAUUAUGCCUGCAUGAUCGACCUGCUUGCUCGAAAGGGAUGCUUUACCAAAGCUUCAGAUCUGCUAAAAUCAAUGCCCUAUGAACCAGACCCAAUUAUUUGGGGUACUUUAUUGGGAGCUUGCAGGGUUCAUAAUAAUACCCAAUUGGCUGAAGAAGUAGCAAAGAGGCUACUGGCUAUUGACCCAGAUUGUGCAGGGACCCAUGUCCUGCUCGCAAAUAUAUACUCAGCCGCCGAAAGAUGGGAAGAUGUGGCUAAGGUUAGGAAAUUGAUGAGAGAGAAAGGGUUGAUGAAAGAGAAAGGAAGAAGUUGGAUAUCAGUGAGAAACCAAGUUUAUUCUUUUGUUAUGGAAGAUAGAUCAAAGCCACAAACACGAAUGAUAUAUGAGAUGCUUGCAAGGCUCAGAAAAGAGAUUGAGCUUGUGGGUUAUGUUCCUGAUACAGGAUUUGCGCUUCAUGAUGUAGAAGAGGAAGUGAAGAAGCAGGUUCUAUGGUAUCAUAGUGAGAAACUGGCAAUAGCUUUUGGGUUCCUAAUGACACCUAGUGGGGCAGUGAUCAGAGUUUGCAAGAACCUUAGAAUUUGUGGGGAUUGUCACUCUUCAACUAAGUUUAUUUCAAAGGUUACAGGCCGAGAAAUUAUAGUAAGGGAUGCACGCCGUUUCCACCAUUUUACGGAUGGGCAGUGCUCAUGUGGAGAUUAUUGGUGAAUUCCAAGAUGGUUUUUGCAACAAAUGACAGGGGUAUAAGGGAAACAAAAAGGAAGUGCCAAAACAAAAAGAAAGGAUGACAUACCCUAAUCCAAUGGAUUGUCAUAAAUUACUAAACAAGGGAUUCAUCACCUAUUACUGACGAUGAAUGGUGGAUAUUUAUUGAAAUGGGAUGUACGAGGACAUUCAGCUGGAUAAUUUAGUGGCAUCCACCCAUAUCAGAAUUCAGAUAUAGAUGGUAGAUGCCCCUUUGGAAUAAAGUAUGGCAUACUCCAUCAACCAAUGCUAUACUUCCCAGAAUGAAUCAAAUGCUCUCAAUAACUAGAAAAGGUAUCAGCCCAUUGAUGCUUCAAAAGGCUUUUAAAGUCGAAUUUGGGGGAUUGUAGCUGAUGAUAAUUGGGGCUUCAGAACCAAAGUUUGGUAGUCAACUGUCUGCAUUCCUGCAAGUUGGGAUCUGAAAAACUGAAGUGUUAAAGACAUCAAAAGAAAAUUUAAAUA